AUGUCUGACUGCAGAGUUGAGGUGCAGGGACCUCUCACUUCCCCAGGAGCCCUGCCUGUGCGGACUCACUGCGGGAAGCGCACGGUGUACAAGGGAAUGCUGAAUGCUCUGAGGGGCCCCCACGAGAGUUUUUGGGGGGCCCUGGAGCUGGCAGUCGGCGCCGAGCCCGGGGCGAGCCCAGACGGGGAGUUCCAGGCCGUGGUGCAGCGGACGCAGGUGCUGCUGCUGGCCGGGGAGACGUGGGAGCCGGACCGCGCCCAGGCCGCGCUCAGCUCCUUCGCCCACCGGGUGCUGCCCGUGGCCCGGCGCUCUGUCGGGGCCCUGGUGCUUCUCUCCCCUCCCGGCUUCUGCAGGGACCAGGUUGUAGAAAGGACCAUUACGUGCACCUCGUCUGACCUCCUGCCUGAGCCAGGCCAGAGCGUCUCAUGCAGCGACUCCGAGGAGGAUGGUGGGUGCUGGAGGUUCUCAUGUUCAUCUGCAGCUGCGGUCAGCUCUGAAAACCACAGGGACUUUCAAUUUCAUAGAAAGACACAGCUGAAGGCCUGUUUGUCUUUCCCCCCAUUUCCUGCCUACUGCCUAACCAAGUGUCGGACGGGGAGAGAUUUUCCAGGCUCCGUGGCAGCUGUCACUUUAACUCAGCCAGGUUCUGCCCGUGCAGAGCCAGGGAGUUCCAUUACCCUGGACUGUGUCGUCUCUGGGUAUAACAUCAAUGACCAUCAUCUCCACUGGGUCCGUCAGGCCCCUGGGAAAGGUCUGGUCUGGGUCACAGCCUUCAGAACAGGUUUCACCACCAUCACCGCUAACGAAUUCAAAGGACGGGUCACCCCCUCCACCAGCGGCUCCACUGCCAGGCUAAAGAUAGACGGACUGACAGCUGCAGACACGGCUACCUACUACUGUGCGCGAGAAACACAGUGCUCGCUUCCCAGCUUCCUCUCCUACAGUAACCUCUGGGGCAAGGGGUUCGUCUCAUUGAGCACAUCUCUCUACAUGAAAUUCAGCCCUCUGCCACUGCCUGCACAUUGCAAGAGUCCCAAUGCAGCCCUCAAAAUGAGACCCUGGGGUUAAACAGGCCAUGGGAUGAGCCCCCUGCACAGGGUCAACUUCACCCUCAACAAUUAAUCUUGUGUCCUUACCAUAACAGACUGCCCGAGGUGGCACCGUGAUCUAUUGGCUAGCGCCCUGUGCUAGGAGUCAGGCUCGCUGAGUUCUGACCCAUUGCUCUGGGGUGUGGCCUGAGGUAAUUCACGACUACCUACCUGCCCCUUUCCUUUCCCACCCUCGGGGUCUCUUGUCGGUUUUAUAUGAUAAGCUCUUCAGAGCCAGGCCUGUUGCUUGCUGCGCUUAUGGGCCAUGCCAGUUUUGCCACAAGGAACAAUAGUAAUUAGUAGAUUCGUGUAUUUUAAGGCCAGAGAGGACCAUUAGAAUCAUCUACCCUAAUCGCCCGCGUAACACAGGCCAGAGAACGCAGCACAGCUAUUCCUGCACCAGCACCAGAGCUUGCGGCUGAGCGACUGCGCCGAUGUUAGAAAGCGUGGAAGAGGGAUUAAUGGAUUUUAAGGCCAGCAGGGACCAUGUAGUCUGACCUUCCAUAGAGCACAGGCCAAAGAACUUCACCCGUCUGGCUGUCCUGUUGAAUUAUUUGUUGGUACA
Molecule: messenger RNA, 1653 nt
Organism: Mauremys mutica (yellowpond turtle)
Lineage: Eukaryota; Metazoa; Chordata; Testudines; Geoemydidae
Exons: 6
Coding region: 1-1068 (355 amino acids)
Biological process (GO): innate immune response; defense response to bacterium; B cell receptor signaling pathway
Cellular component (GO): immunoglobulin complex, circulating; external side of plasma membrane; blood microparticle
Molecular function (GO): immunoglobulin receptor binding; antigen binding
Source: RefSeq, a predicted model, not a curated record